UGCGGCGAUUGUUUAACGCACUUACGAUUAAGUGACUGCAAUUUUGUUGACAAAUUAUCUCUAUUAAAAAUUUCAGAAAUAUGCAAAAAUUUGAAAGUAUUGGAUCUCAGUUCUUGUGUUAUUCUGGAGGGAAUGGACCAAGAAGUUUCGAGUUUCGAAAAUCUAGAAUUUCUAGAGAAAUUAGACCUUCAAGGCUCCCUUAUAAGAACUGAAUUUCUUUGUAAAAUACUGCAAAAAACUUGCCGGAUGCGUAACUUAAAUCUGCACAUGCCUAACUUUUUUGAUGAAGCCGGCACCGGAUUACUAGAUUUAGACGCAAUUACAAUACAGUUAAAAAAUUCGUGUCCAGACUUGGAAAUAAUAGAUUUAUCGGGCUACAGUAUUAUUACAUCGCGAGGUAUUCAUGCCCUCGCUGAAUGCAAGAAUUUACGAAAACUGACAAUGAUGAACAAGAAUGACAUGUACCCCGAAGAUCGCUCCACAAUCGAUAAGCAUAGUUUGCGUAGAUUGUUUUUCUCCUGUCAAUGCUUAGAAGAAGUCAAUUUGGGAAAUUCCGAUAUGAUUUUCAAUUACGAUGUCUAUGAAGAACUGACAAUGUGUAAAAACUUAAGACAAAUAUACUUGGGUUAUACGUCUAAUUUCGCAAUUCUCGAACAGUUUCCUAAACUGCAAACAAUCUAUGUUAUGCGCGCCGGGAACGCGUUCGACGACACACGUGAUAGUCAGACAUCAUUCGUUGCUCAGGCGAAGGAAAAAUAUCCACACGUGUCUAUCCUUGAAUAUCAAAAGGGAAUCAAAUAUGAUAAUGAGGAAUGUGAAGGAUGAUGAAUGUGAAGGAAAGUGGCUUCCUUACCGAUUUGUCUGAAAUUUAACAAUAUAUGUAUUUCGGCGUGUUGAAUUCGAAUGUAAAAGCUAA
Temnothorax curvispinosus is the source of this 916-nucleotide messenger RNA. RefSeq lists its product as uncharacterized. Bases 133 to 825 code for a protein of 230 amino acids. The record is from RefSeq and is a predicted model, not a curated record. Lineage: Eukaryota; Metazoa; Arthropoda; Insecta; Hymenoptera; Formicidae. The transcript is spliced from 3 exons.